Molecule: messenger RNA, 1533 nt
Organism: Sorex araneus (European shrew)
Lineage: Eukaryota; Metazoa; Chordata; Mammalia; Eulipotyphla; Soricidae
Gene: LRRC14B
Product: leucine rich repeat containing 14B
Exons: 2
Coding region: 1-1533 (510 amino acids)
Cellular component (GO): cytoplasm
Source: RefSeq, a predicted model, not a curated record
AUGAGGACACUGCGCUUCCUGUCUGCCGCGGCCCUGGUGUCCCACCCACAGGUGGCUCAGCAGAGUCUGGACUGGGUGGCCCACAGCCUGUACCCACUCCUGUUCAAAGCCAGCUACUUGCUGGAGCACUGUGAGGUAAUCCGCGUUCUGCUGGGCCGCUGGCCACUGGAGGAGUUCCGGCUGGACCCGCUGCUGGCACCGAGCACAGAGCAGCCUGAGGACCUGCGUGACCGGGCGUGCAGGGCCUGCCUGGAGGCAUGUGUGCAGGGCCUGGCCGACCAUGUUCUCCGGGGUGGGGAGCAGGGGCUGCGCCUGGUGGACCUCACAGGCCUCCGGGACGUGCAGGUGCAGCAGUGCCCCUGUGGGCAGGCGCUGGGCAGGUGGGGCCGCACUGAGCUGCUGGCCAGGACCUGCUGUGCGCUGCAGGUCGAGCCUCGGGCUGUCCAGGUCCCCAUCCAGGUCCUGGCCGACAUCUUUGUUACCGAGGGUAACUUCCAGGUGGUGGUGCAGGCCCUGGCACCCCAGGGAGCCUCACCCCUCCAAGUGUGCUGUGUGUCCUUGCGGGCAGACAGCCUGGACCCAGGGCCACUGCUGCAGGUACUGCGCCUGGCAGGGCCGGGCCAGCUGCGCCGGCUGCAGGUGGUUCACAACGUGCGGCUGCACACCGGCCACGUGCAGCAAAUACUGGCCCAGGUGCGCCUCCCCCAGCUGACUGCACUCACCCUGCCCGCCAAGGCCUUGGAUGCACCCCCCGCCCACACCCUGGGCCCCGACGGCAAGGACCCCCUCCUCACUUCUAUCUCCCAGGCACUCGGCCAGAUGGCCCAACUCACAGAGCUGAGUGUGGCCUUCUCCACACUGACUGGGAAGAUCCAGCAACUGCUUGGCCCCCUGCAGACCCCGCUGAAGGUACUGGACCUGGCCAGCUGCUCCCUGAACUACGCAGACAUGGCCUUCCUGGCUGACUGCGCCCAUGCCACCCACCUGGAGGUGCUAGACCUCAGUGGGCACAGCCUGGUGAGCCUGUACCCUUCAUCCUUCUUCAGGCUGCUGCGCCGGGCAGCACCCACCCUGAGAGUCCUCACCCUGGAGGAGUGUGGUAUUGAGGAUGGCCACGUGAGCAUACUAAUCUCAGCCCUGGACCCCUGCCACCAGCUCCAGGAGUUGCGCUUCCUUGGGAACCCGCUGUCUGCCCAGGGCCUGAGGCGUCUCUUCUCUGCUUUGGGAGAGCUGCCACGGCUGCGGUGGGUGGAGUUCCCAGUGCCCAAGGAUUGUUACCCGGAGGGCACAGCCUACCCGCAGGAUGAGCUGACUGCGUCCAAAUUCGACCAGCACAAAUAUGACAUGAUUGCGCAGGACCUGCAUGCCCUGCUGCUGCGGGCCGGCCGCGAAGAUAUCCAGGCCUCCACGCCACUCUAUGGAAGCUUCGAUCCUGACAUCCAGGAAACCAGCCGUGAGCUUGGGGCCUUCUUGCUACAGGCUUUCAAAACUGCUCUGGAAAACUUCUCUAGAGCACUGAAGCAGAUGGAGUAG